CCAAAGAAAAAAUGGACCGUUGCUACCAAACCUAAUUUCAAAAUCUCACCAACUCCUACAACUGCUUGAAAGCUGAAAAGAAUUCAAGAAAUCACCAGCUCCUAUUCUCUCUCGUUACAUUUCUCCAAAAAUAAGGAAAAAUGGUGUCUAAAAUCAUCAAAAGAACUCCCACAAAGUCCAUUAAGAAUCGUAGAAAUCUCCCGAGCCAUCUUCGCCGUAGCAAGAAGAAAUCCCCAUCAGCUAAAAAUGCAGCUUCUGUAGUUGUUGCAUCCAUUAACAAAUCCUUGUACACUUGUCAUCGCCGUCUUAUUAAACUCUUUUCGAAAUUCACCCGCAUUGCUACUCCUAAGAAAACUCCCAAAAAACAAGGAUAUCAGCUUCUUGGUAAAGUUUUUGAUGAAUCUGCAGCAAAUGGGGACAAUCUGAGGCGAUCGCUUUUUGAUGGCGGAAAUGCCCUUCCCCCAUUGGUGUCACGUGAUAAAAAAACCAUUUUUCUUGACUUGGAUGAGACUUUAGUGCAUUCUAAGCCAAACCCACCUCCAGAAAAGUACGAUUUCAUUGUUAGGCCGGUGAUUGAUGGACAUAGAGUAGAGUUCUAUGUGUUGAAGAGACCAUUUGUGGAUGAGUUGUUAGAGUUUUUGAGUGAGAAGUUUGAGGUUGUUGUGUUCACUGCUGGGCUUAAGGAGUAUGCUUCUCUUGUUCUUGAUAGAAUAGACAGAAAAGGUUUGAUUUCGCAUCGAUUGUAUAGGGAUUCUUGCAAGGAAGUUGAUGGGAAGUUUGUGAAGGACUUGUCUGAUAUGGGGAGAGAUAUGAAGAGAGUGGUGAUCGUUGAUGAUAACCCGAAUUCUUACCUUUUUCAGCCGGAAAAUGCUAUUCCGAUUAGGCCAUUUACCGAUGAUCUUGGUGAUGGGGAGCUCAAGAAGCUCAUUGAGUUCCUUAAUGGAUGUGUUGAAGUUGAAGAUAUGAGAGAUGCUGUGAAGGUUUAUCUUGCUGCUGAAGAAGAAUACGCAUCAGUGGAAAUCUGAUUUGAUUUUUUAAUUUUUUAUGCUUAAUUUACUUUUUAUUUGCAUUUAUUUGGUUCCUUUUUUCUGGAGGAUUAAUGUAAUAGGUUGAACACUUUUGUGUUCAAUUGGAAAUGAGAAAUGAAAUUGGGAACUGUAUACAAUUUGGAAAAGUUUAGUGGUAAACUGUGUCCUCUUUUGUUCUCC
Messenger RNA from Nicotiana attenuata, 1208 nucleotides. Its product is annotated as probable C-terminal domain small phosphatase. Gene Ontology annotation, molecular function: phosphoprotein phosphatase activity. Lineage: Eukaryota; Viridiplantae; Streptophyta; Magnoliopsida; Solanales; Solanaceae. The transcript has a single exon. The coding region runs from base 141 to 1025 and encodes 294 amino acids. The record is from RefSeq and is a predicted model, not a curated record.